This is a messenger RNA of Macrosiphum euphorbiae (potato aphid), 360 nucleotides long. The record is from the annotation of a GenBank genome assembly. Lineage: Eukaryota; Metazoa; Arthropoda; Insecta; Hemiptera; Aphididae.
AUGAGUAACGUGGUGCAAUACGUGUUGGUGCGAGGUGACCUGACCAGGACCCUGAAAUGGCCGUCCGGCGCCGUCAUGGCCCAAGCGUGUCAUGCUUGCGUCGCAGUGGUGCACACUUAUUACUCGGAUCCAGACACACAGGCGUAUCUAAAGGACCUCGAGAACAUGCACAAAGUUAUCUUGGAGGUACCCGACGAGCCCGCCCUGUUGAGCACGGCCGCGGCGCUCGGAGCAGACGGCGUGCAGCACGUCGUGUGGAAGGAACAGCCCGAGGACGUGGCCACGUGCGUGGCGCUCAAACCCUGCGCCAAGGGCACGGUGAGCAAGUACGUGAGGAAGUUCAAGUUGUACAGCGCGUGA